Molecule: messenger RNA, 2562 nt
Organism: Nycticebus coucang (slow loris)
Lineage: Eukaryota; Metazoa; Chordata; Mammalia; Primates; Lorisidae
Product: cocaine esterase-like
Exons: 12
Coding region: 83-1759 (558 amino acids)
Cellular component (GO): intracellular membrane-bounded organelle
Molecular function (GO): carboxylic ester hydrolase activity
Source: RefSeq, a predicted model, not a curated record
GCCUGGGCGAGGCACUUCUAAUCCGCCUCUGGGUGGAGAGCAUCGCGACCUCGGGCAGCGCAAAAAGACCUGCGAGCUGACCAUGCGGCCGGACCAAAUUCGGGCACAGCUGAGCGCGGUGGCCUGUGGGCUCCUGCUUCUCUUUGGUGUUCAGGGUCAGGACGCUGCCAGCCCGAUCCGAACCACGCACACGGGGCAGGUGCAGGGGAGCCUCACCCACGUGAAGGGCACUGACGUGGAGGUCCACACUUUCCUGGGAAUUCCCUUUGCCAAGCCACCUGUAGGGCCGCUGCGGUUUGCACCUCCUGAACCCCCUGAGUCUUGGAGUGGCGUGAGAGAUGGGACCUCCCACCCGGCCAUGUGUCCUCAGGAUCUCACUGCAAUGAAUGAAGAGGUUCUGACCAUGUUCAACGUGACCAUGCCUUCCAUCCCCAUGUCCGAGGACUGUCUGUACCUCAGCAUCUACACACCUGCCCAUAGCCAUGAGGGCUCUAACCUGCCUGUGAUGGUAUGGAUCCAUGGUGGUGCGUUUGUCAUGGGCAUGGCUUCCAUGUAUGAUGGUUCCAUGCUGGCAGCCUUGGAGGACGUGGUGGUGGUCACUAUCCAGUACCGCCUGGGUGUCCUGGGCUUCUUCAGCACUGGAGACAAGCACGCAACUGGCAACUGGGGCUUCCUGGAUCAGGUAGCUGCUCUACACUGGGUCAAGCAAAAUAUCGUCCACUUUGGAGGCAACCCAGACCAUGUCACCAUUUUUGGCGAGUCUGCAGGUGGCAUAAGUGUGUCCUUGCAUGUUAUGUCCCCCAUGUCCCAAGGACUCUUCCAUAGUGCCAUCAUGGAGAGUGGUGUGGCCCUGAUGCCUGGUCUCAUGGCUAGCUCGUCUGAUAAAGUCUCCAUGAUGGUGGCCAACCUGUCUGCCUGUGACCAGGUUGAUUCAGAGGCCCUGGUGGGCUGCCUGCGGGGCAAGAGUGAAGAGGAGAUUCUGGCUAUUAGCAAGGCCUUCAAGUUCAUCCCUGGCGUGGUAGAUGGGUCCUUCUUGCCCAAGCAUCCUGAGGAGCUGCUGGCCUCAGCUGACUUCCAGCCUGUCCCCAGCAUCAUCGGGGUCAACAAUGAUGAAUAUGGCUGGCUCAUCCCCAAGGCCUUCGGCACCUAUCAGCCCUGGAAGGAAACAAACAGAGAGGCCUGGCAAGAAACUCUGCAGAAAACAUCCCAAGUGUUGAUGUUGCCUCCUGAGAUUGGUGACCUGUUGUUGGAGGAGUACAUGGGAGACAGUGGGGAUGCCCAGACCCUCCAAGCCCAGUACCAGGAGAUGAUGGCAGACUCCAUGUUCGUGAUCCCUGCACUCCGAGUAGCAUAUUCUCAGCGUUCCCACGCCCCUGUCUACUUCUAUGAGUUCCAGCAUGAGUCCAGCUUCUUCAAGGACAUCAAGCCACCUCAUGUGAAGGCAGACCAUGGGGAUGAGAUUUUCUAUAUUUUCAGACCCAUUAUGGGGGGCAACUACAUUGAAAUCACUGAGGAGGAAGAGCUGCUCAGCAGGAAGAUGAUGAAGUACUGGGCCAACUUUGCUCGAAAUGGGAACCCCAAUGGCGAUGGUCUGCCCCACUGGCCCGUGUUCGACCAGGAGGAGCAAUACCUGCAGCUGGACAUACAGCCCACAGUGGGCCGGGCCCUGAAGGCCCACAGGCUGCAGUUCUGGACGAAGACCCUGCCCCAGAAGAUGCAGGAGCUAAUGGAGGCUAAGGAGGAGCACACAGAGCUGUAGCUGCCCGUGUCAGGGCACGAGUGCCAUGGGGGUCUGACUGAUGUGCCCACACACAGCCUCCAAGGAGCUGCACUUCAUUCCUUCACUCACAUGGCCAUUCAUUCAUUCUUCCAUCCAUCCACUCAGGAAACAUUUAUUAAGAACCUGCUGUGUGUGGGCGGCGCCUGUGGCUCAGUGGGCAGGCGCCGGCCCCAUACACCAAGGGUGGCAGGUUCAAAGCUGAUGCCAGCCAAACUACAACAAAAAAAUAGCCUACAGGCGUUGUGGGUGCCUGUAGUCCCAGCUACUCGGGAGGCUGAGGCAAGGGAAUCGCCUAAGCCCAGGAAUUGGAGGUUGCUGUGAGCAGUGUGACGCCACAGCACUCUACCGUGGGCAAUAAAGUGAGACUCUGUUUCUACAGUAAAAAAAAAAAAAAAAGAACUUGCUGUGUGAUCUAGCUGUCAAGCCACCCAGGCAUCCUCUCUGUACACCUACUCAAUAAAUCUUCCCACGAAGCUGGGGAUGGACAAACCUCCUGGAAACCCACCUUCCCCCAUGCUCCACUGGGCUCUAGGCCCAUCCUCCCUUCCUUUCUUCCACUUUCUCCCCACCCACUGGCUCCUCUCCUCUGAGCUCUCAGGCCUGCCCCACUCUGAGGGAGGUGCUUGAGAAAUAUUGCCCACACCAGGGUGUCAAAAGCCUAUGUCCCCCUCUCCACUGCCCCACGUGCUCUCCUGUCUGUAGGUGGCCAAUAGAAAAGCCGGUCACCAGAAGCCCUAAUGCCUUGGUUCAUUCAAGCUGCUAUAACAAAAAUACCAUAUCUG